AUGAAUUUCCAUCCUAAUACUUCUCUUCACCUAACCCAACCAGAUCAUGAGAAUCAACUCAAUCUAGAUCUUCACCUUGAGCCAUCAUCAUCUCCUUCAUCUUCACCUAUUAGUUCCACGGAGCCUCAGCCUCGCAUAUUCUCAUGCAACUAUUGCCAGAGAAAGUUUUACAGCUCUCAAGCGCUUGGAGGCCAUCAAAAUGCUCACAAGCUGGAAAGGACACUGGCCAAGAAGAGCAGGGAGUUGAGUUCAGCCAUGCAAUCUUAUGGAGGACAAGAUCAGCGAUCAAACUUCAGUGCUUCUCACCAUCUUGGUCGUGCUCUUGGGGUCCUUGAUGACCAAGGACAAGGUGAGAAGCUUGUUGGACAAAGAGAGUUUAGUUAUGGUUCCAAGGAAGGUGUGGCUUCCUGGUCCAGAGGUUAUCCUUCUGAAAAUGUUCAGGAUGAUAUUAGCCAGCUUGACCUGUCGUUAAGGCUUUGA
Gastrolobium bilobum is the source of this 480-nucleotide messenger RNA. RefSeq names its product zinc finger protein 2. The record is from RefSeq and is a predicted model, not a curated record. The transcript has a single exon. The coding region runs from base 1 to 480 and encodes 159 amino acids. NCBI's taxonomy places the organism in Eukaryota, Viridiplantae, Streptophyta, Magnoliopsida, Fabales, Fabaceae. Gene Ontology annotation, biological process: negative regulation of abscisic acid-activated signaling pathway.